AGCCGCCAUUACUGAUCAACAACAGACGUAUUGAAAGAAGUCAUUUUAUGAAGCCAGUGACGCAAAAUUGGACAGAGAGGAGAAGGAAGCAAAGAACAUCUGUUGAAGGUUAACACAAAUGGAAACCCCUGUAAAACCAGGUUUCCGUGUCAUCCGAGGGCCUGAUUGGACUUACAAGAACCAAGAUGGCGGAAAGGGAUACGCAGGAACGGUUCUGAGACUACAUGAUGAACGUCAACCACAUUUUCCAAAACUCUCGGUACUCGUUCAGUGGGACAAUGGAGAUAAAGGUCUCUACCGGGCUGGCUAUGACCAGGGUUACGAUCUCAGGAUCAUUGAUACAGCUAAUGCAGUGUGUCAUCCAAAGGUCUGGUGUGACGGAUGCGACGUUGAUGAGAUUAGGGGGAUGCGAUGGAGAUGCACCGAGUGCUACGCCUUUGACCUCUGUACCACUUGCUACAUGAAUGAUGAACAUGAUCUCAGUCAUAUAUUCAUGAGAGUGCUGUCUUCAGACAAAACAUCCAUGGGUCCUAAGAUGCUACCAAGAUCAUCAUCUCCUCGUCUUGCUCUUAAAGGAAGCUUUGCUGGAGCAAAGGUUGUCAGACAUCCCCAGUGGCACAAGAGACUUGAAUCAGAUAAGCUACUCGGGACAGUAGUCAGACAUGGACAGACACUUGAGGAUAAAGUCAAUGUACGAGCAGCGGUUGAGUUCUCUUUUGGGCGAGAGAGGGUAGACCUCAAUAAAAUCUCAUGUACACUACCAGGGUCAGGAGGUUUUGUGUAUGCUGGACACCUAGCAAAUCUUGGGGAUCUGGAGCGAGUGAAUGAAGGUGACAACGUCCUGGUAACUGCCACUCCUGCAGAAUUGGAGGAACUCCACAAGCGCAGAGGAUUGUGGAAGCCAGAUAUGACCAAAACGUUUCUCGAGAAGGGAUAUGUGCUUAAAAGGACGAAUACUGGUGACUUCACAGUGACUUUCCAUGACAGCCAAGAAACAUUUAGAAUGAAUUCUGCAGCUCUAAGGAAGUAUCGGUCAGCUUGUCCGGAUAAGUGA
This is a messenger RNA of Strongylocentrotus purpuratus (purple sea urchin), 1054 nucleotides long. RefSeq names its product E3 ubiquitin-protein ligase MIB2-like. NCBI's taxonomy places the organism in Eukaryota, Metazoa, Echinodermata, Echinoidea, Camarodonta, Strongylocentrotidae. Gene Ontology annotation, molecular function: ubiquitin-protein transferase activity; zinc ion binding. The record is from RefSeq and is a predicted model, not a curated record. The transcript has 8 exons. The coding region runs from base 119 to 1054 and encodes 311 amino acids. Gene Ontology annotation, biological process: protein ubiquitination. Gene Ontology annotation, cellular component: cytoplasm.